Messenger RNA from Rhea pennata, 573 nucleotides. It is a transcript of the gene SNRPE, whose product is annotated as small nuclear ribonucleoprotein polypeptide E. Gene Ontology annotation, molecular function: RNA binding. The transcript has 5 exons. The record is from RefSeq and is a predicted model, not a curated record. The coding region runs from base 68 to 346 and encodes 92 amino acids. Gene Ontology annotation, cellular component: precatalytic spliceosome; U4 snRNP; U2 snRNP. Gene Ontology annotation, biological process: spliceosomal snRNP assembly; mRNA splicing, via spliceosome. Lineage: Eukaryota; Metazoa; Chordata; Aves; Rheiformes; Rheidae.
CGGCUUCCGGCGGGCGGGCGGCGGCGGGAGCGCGUGCCUGGAGGCGGGCGCGGGCGGCGGCGCAGCCAUGGCGUACCGCGGGCAGGGCCAGAAGGUGCAGAAGGUGAUGGUGCAGCCCAUCAACCUCAUCUUCCGCUACCUGCAAAACAGGUCCAGGAUCCAGGUGUGGCUCUAUGAGCAAGUGAACAUGCGGAUAGAAGGCUGCAUCAUUGGUUUUGAUGAAUAUAUGAACUUGGUGCUGGAUGACGCAGAGGAGAUUCACUCAAAAACGAAAUCAAGGAAACAGCUGGGUCGGAUCAUGUUAAAAGGGGACAAUAUCACUCUUCUACAAAGUGUUUCUAACUAGAAUUUGCUGUUCUUCACUUAGAACAAUAGUUACUGUGCUUCAGAGUGGAUAAAGUGCUAGGUCAUGGGAACAUGACCUGCUGGUAGAUAGGAAGCUGUGUGUAGCUGGGGUUGCAUGCUGAGUUUAAAAUGACUUGUUUCUUUGUGGGAAUAUUUUUUUUUUAACUUUGAAAUGAUAAAAGAUGUAUUUCACAAAUAAACAUUUUUCAUGUUAACUGUAAACAUAAA